AUGGCGGUUAUUUACUUAGCAGUUCACAGCGUCGUUUGAGAUAUUUAAAGUUAAUUAUUGUUAUAAUUCAAGAAAUGGUGCAAACUUGUGUAGUACGUGGUUGCGGCAGUAGUUGGUGUCCAGGAGGUAAUAUAAGAUUUCACACACUGCUACGUCUCCGGCGCUGCGGGAAGAGCAGCCUCAACGCCUUAGCGUAACAAAUCGCAGGCAUCGGACGAGCCGGAGCGGCUGACGCUGGUCGCCGAAGGUGACCAACAAGCCGAAGCUGCGGAGGCGAGGAGGGAUUUGUUACAGCAGGCGGAGGCCGCUCCCCCUACGCGCCUCCGGCUCUAUAAAACCACUCUAGGGGUAGGACAGACUCGUACCAGGUGAAGUCGGGGUCAAUCAAUUCGGUUCUUUGACAUAAGUUGAACCUAACCUAUUUUAUUUGUUAUCUGCCCUAAUAGGUACUGUUAAAAUAAAACAAAUUUCAAUAAGAGAUCAUUUAUCAUGGUAUCUUUCUUGUUUUUCAUAAAAUGUGUUUAUAUUUACAAUAUAAAUGCAAACAUUAAAAAAAAUAUAGAUAUUUUAGAAAUCGAUUUUGUGUGAACCGAUACAUCAGCUUACGAUUUGAAUCGAUUUAAAAAUCGACCUUUUUCGGAAAGAAUCGACAUCCCUAUUGACAUCGACAAUGACAUUACAAAAUGGCGCCAGUUUCACGGAAGGAUUAGACAUAAACAUUGCAAGAAUAAUUGAUUUUCAAUAACUUUUUUCUCAAAAAUUACGCGUUUCCGCAUGUUGAAACUUUGUGUGUGUGCUUAUAAUAGUGUAACUUUUCUUAAUAAAAAUACAUAUCAACAUCCAACUUGACGGACGUCAAUGGAAAGCUAAGCCAGUGUAGAGAACCGUACAUCCUUUUUUCUGCGGCUCGGUGUUCCGUCUUGGUCCUCAGAGGUGAUAGCACAUCUGCAUUUUGAUUCUUAAUUGGGGAUAAAUUGUAGAUGUGUAUGGGCAUUCACUUACCAUCAGGUGGUAUUAUACUAGUAAGAUUAGGAUGAAGAGAAUUGUGGUAGCCAACAGAUUUUAUUACAAACUUGUAUAUUUAAGUUGUUUUCCAUAUUUAUGACAAACUUUCAUAUUUUCAGAUGGAUGAGGAUGAGGAGCCCAUAAUUGUUUGUUUCACCUGUCAUGCAAGACUCAUUCGUUGCAGAACAUUACAACAACAGGCUAUUGAGUCAAAAGCAGUUCUGGAGCAGUUGCUUGCAGGAGGGUCCAUGAGAGUGCUGAAAAACAAGAAGAUUUGGAGAUUGAUGCUAUUGAAGAUUCGGAGUACGACUUGCCGCUAAUUGCAUUUGGUUCAAAAAGUAAAAAAGAAGACGAUGACAAAGAAACUUCUGAAAAGAAGAUUAAAUCAAAUUCUACUGAUUGUAACAUAAACGAUGUUCAUGAAGAAAACCCCGAUUUUGAAGGCCCUACUAUUAAAUCAAACCCUAAAAUGAAAAAAGAUAAUCAACCAAUUAAUAAAAAAGAAAAGCAUUCUGCAAAAAUAAUGAAAAAGAAAAUUUUAAAACAAAAGAGUGUAAAUAUACUUAAGAAAACGACAUCUGGGACAUCAACUGAAUACAUUUUUGAAUGUGAUGGUUGUAGUAAAAAAUUUUCAACAAAAGCCAUUCUCGCCAAACACAUUUCAUACAGUCAUAAGACGCAAAAGAACUCAGACACCACUGCAGUUCGGACACAAGUAGAACAAACUCUAGUACCACAACAAACAGAAAUAUUUAAUUGUGAUAUUUGCGAAUUUAAAACAUCUCAAAAACGUUGCAUUUUGUCACAUCUUAAAGCGCACGUCGCUAAACAAAUGUACAGUUGUAAUAAUUGUGAAUAUAAAUGUAUUAGAAAAAGUGAGUUGCGAAAACAUAUGAAAAUACACACCGGUGAAAAACCUUUUUCGUGUAAUAUCUGUGAAUAUACAUCUAUUACAAAAAGUAAUUUGCAAACCCAUAUGAAAAUACACACCGGUGAAAAACCUUUUUCGUGUAAUAUCUGUGAAUAUAGAUGUAUUAAAAAAAGUCGUUUGCAAACCCAUAUGAAAAUACACACCGGUCAAACACCUUUUUCGUGUAAUAUCUGUGUAUAUAGAUGUAUUACAAAAAGUAGUUAUCAAAAACAUAUGAAAAUACAUACUGGAGAAAAACCUUUUUCGUGUAAUAUCUGUGAAUAUAGAUGUAUUACAAAAAGUAGUUUCCAAAAACAUAUGAAAAUACAUACUGGAGAGAAACCUUUUUCGUGUAAUAUCUGUGUAUAUAGAUGUAUUACAAAAAGGCAUCUGCAAAGACAUUUAAAAACACACACUGGCGCAAAACCUUUUUCGUGAGCUAUGUGGUGAAAUAUGUACAAUAUUAUGCAAAUGUGUUUUAUAUAAAUAUGUGUGUACCAGAUAAAAAUCUAUUUUUUUUUGUGCAUUUGUGAUGUAAUUGUAAAACGAGUAGAAAAAACUUUCCGUGCCUUAUGUGCAAAUUGAAACUGCAUUUAUUCUGAAGAAGUUAAUUCAAUACCUAAUUUAAAAUUUUGUACCAAGUGUCAAACAAUUAAAUACUAAUGUUAUUUUAAAUGGGGAGAAACUGAGUCUUGUAGAUACCACCAUUUUUCUUGGAAUCACACUAGACGGUAAGCUUCAAUGGAGCCCCCAUAUAUCAAAACUUGCAAGCAGACUUAGUUCUGCAGCAUAUGCUGUAAAAAAGAUUAGAAGUCUAACCAGUGUUGAAACAGCUAGACUAGUUUACUUCAGCUACUUCCAUAGCAUAAUGUCGUAUGGUAUUUUGCUAUGGGGACACGCAGCUGACACUGAUAUUAUAUUUGUUUUGCAAAAGAGGGCCAUAAGAGCAAUUUAUGAUUUAAAGCCUAAAGAGUCGCUGCGACAAAAAUGUAAGGAAAUUAAUAUAUUAACUUUGGCCUCUCAAUACAUUUAUGAAAAUGUAAUGUACGUACACAAAAAUAAAAGUAGUUUUACAAAAAUAAGUGAUAUUCAUUCUGUAAAUACUAGGAACAGACACAAGCUAGUAGUACCAGUUACUCGACUCCAUCGAGUCAGUAAUUCAUUCUUGGGGCGAUGUAUACGCUUUUACAACAAAAUUCCAGAAAAUAUACAAAGUUUGACCUGUUCAAAGUUCAAAAACUUUAUUAAACUAAGUUUGUAUAAAAAGGGUUAUUAUAAUAUUAAGGAAUUUAUGGAUGAUAAUAACCCCUGGAAAUGAGGUGAUCGCUACCAAGCAAUUUCUAAUUUGUUGUGUUGUUAAUUUGUGUAACAUCAUGAUUGUAAGCUGUUAUUUUAAAAAAAAAGUCCCGCUGGGUUUCUUGCUGGUUCUUCCCAGGACAGAGGUUUUUUCCGAACCAGUGGUAAUCAAACAAAAGAGUGACUUUCAAUAAGUAUUAUUUAUAAUCUAUAUUGAAUAAAAAGUUUCUGUUUCUGUUUCUGUUUCUGUACAACCGAAUUCAAUAUAAAUUAUUAAGAAUAAUUCAAAAACUAUUGAUCAGACCUUGAUCAAAUUUAUAUGGGAUCACAUGUGAAGCACCAGCUUUACAAAUUAUAAAAGAUUUAUCGAAAUUGCUUCAUGCAGAAACAAGUUAUGAGGUAAUAAAUAUAAAAAAGAACAUACAGUCGAAUUGAGUACCUCCUCCUUUUUGAAGUCGGUAGAAAGCAUAAAAAUGGAACCUUAAAAUAAAUACCGUAUGUGUGAAAGGAGGUUAGUGGAAACAGACUAGACCUUCAUGUUUUCUUUAGACAAGUUGCGCUGGAAUGUCAUAGGAUUAUCCGAAGUCCGAAGAGAGGGGGAGGACACGGUAAUCCUCGAAUCCGGCAAUUUGUUCUAUCACCGGGAGGGUGACAAUCUGUCCCAAGGAGGUGUUGAAUUUAUCGUCCACAAGUCUCUCGUUAACAACGUAUACUCAGAUCACCAAACGGUAUUCGCUGAAGGUCAUACAGGUUUACGCACCAACCUCGGCACACCCCGAUGAGGAGGAAAAUUAAAAUCAUCAUUUUGUAUAAAAGAAAAAUGUGAUAAUACUAAGCAAAUCCAUUCAUUCGAGUCCUCUGAGCUAUUGAGUUGGGUAGAAAGUGAAAGUUCAGCAAAGCAUGAAAACAUUAAUGUUCACUCAUGCAUAUACCGCUGGGUGGGUCAUAAGAAACAUACUAAAAAAAAAUUGACGACAAUGUGAAGCUGAUUUUACAAAUAGGGAAUCCAGUUAUGAUAAAAAUUCUAUCAAUAAUUGGAUUUGCUUUAAAGAAUUUAAAAGUAUAAAAGAAAAGAAAUUGAUCUACCCUUCGGAACAUGCCGUGAGAUUUUUUGAGAUAAUAACAUAAAAGAUAUAAAAACUCUCAUCAAAUCUAAACUGCGUUCUGCAUAAGGAUGCUGUUUCUGAACACUUUUUAACAUUAACUUUAAGAUUGACAGUGUUUAAUUGGUGCAAUGUCAUAAAUAAAAUAUUGAAAGGUGCUCAAAUGCAAUUAAAAGCUUUUAAUAAAUUU
Messenger RNA from Parnassius mnemosyne (clouded apollo), 4504 nucleotides. NCBI's taxonomy places the organism in Eukaryota, Metazoa, Arthropoda, Insecta, Lepidoptera, Papilionidae. The record is from the annotation of a GenBank genome assembly.